AUGGACAAGCAGGAGAACCUACUCGCGAGCAGCAGCGGCAAGAAGCGCUCCGACGUCAAGAUGGUUUCAGCCAGCAGCCCGGACGACCACUCGGCCCCGGAGCCUCCUACCAAAAAGUUGCGGAGGAGCUAUGUCGCCUGUCACCGGUGCCACUCUCACAAGAUCAAGUGCUCCGGCGAGACUCCCUGCCGCAGCUGCAGGAAAUCCAACAAUUCGAGCCAAUGCGUCUACCCGGUCCGAGAUCGGAAGGUUGUCAUUUCUGAGAGCUACCUGAAGAAGCUCGAGGCCGAAAAUGCCGCCCUCAAACGCACCUCGCCGACCCCGCCGUCGCAGGACGAGUCGUCCAAGCAAGAUGCCGACGCCGACGACAGCGACGUCGAUGUUGCCAAUGUUGACGUAGCCAACCCUCUCCUCGAAGAGCAUGUCCAGCAGCAGCGCCCCGCUCCCUUCGACCGCGCCUCUGGCAAGCCCUUGUACAUUGGUGGCGCCGCCUGCACCGCUUUUGGCACCCGCCUGCGCUUCUACGUCAAGGGCAAUGACAUGGUGCCCCAGCCGCGCCGCAUGGUGUGCUACAAGCAUCGCGGCCUGCUGCGCAUAGCAAACACCGAGUUCCAGCUGCCGAACAAGACGUAUGCCCGCAUGUUGGUGCAGGUCGUGCUGCGAUUCAUAGGGAGCGACUACCACCUCAUCCAGAGGAAGAGCUUCCUGAGGCGCAUGGAUGAGACGUACACCGCGCAGACCCACGACGACCCUGUCUUCCUUUGCAGGUUGUUUGUGGUCUUCGCCUUGGGUGAGCUCUACUCCAAGAAGACGGCCGUGGCUGGCAAUAGGAGAACGGUACCUGGAACGGCGUUCUUCCUGCAAGCCAUGUCCCUCUUCCAGGACUUGCAUGAGGAGGCAGACGUGGACUACAUUGAAACUCUGUUGAUCAUGUCUUUCUACUCGCACGCCCUGAAUCGCAAGAACACGGCGUAUACCUACGCCGGUCUUGCUCUACGUCUCAGUCUUACGCUCGGCCUUCACCGCAACAUCACUUACGACAAGAGCAUCAGUGCUGUCGAAAUUGAAAACCGCCGGCGAGUGUGGUGGACCGUGUACACGUUUGACCGCAUGUGCAGCUCUAAGUUGGGUCACCCAGUCAUGAUCCGCGACGAGGACAUCGAUGCGCCGCUUCCAUCUACGGACGGCCUUACUCCGGCGGAACGGGAUGAAUUUCUAGACGCCGAACAAUUAAUCGCCAACGUGAAGCUAGCACGGAUCACUGGGAACAUUCUCAACCUGAUCUACAGCAUACCAGGCGCCCAGCAAGAGAUCAACUUCGUUCGCAACGUGCACAAGAUUCUGAACAGCCUCAAGGAGUGGGAUGCAACACUACCUGCCAGCUUGAGGCUCGAUCCCACAGUAUCUCCUCCUUACAAAACUCGUUCCAUCGCUUCUUUACGUCUACACUUUAAUCAGUGCAUUAUCCUUACAACCCGUCCGAUUCUUCUCUACGUUUUCAAGUACCAUGUUCGUCCUGCUGGUUCUGCUGCCUCUCCAAACACGAACCGCCCUCUCUCCCCGAUGACUACCGCCCUGAGUGAAGCAUGUAUCCAUGCAGCUCGCAGCAGCAACAAACUCCUCGCUCAGCUCUGGAUCGAUGGUGCCAUUGCAACGUUUGGGUACUUUGAUGCCCACUACAUCUUCAGCAGCACCAUUGUUCUGCUGAUGGCUAAUAUUCUCAACCCGUCUGAAUUCGACAAGGACUCUAUCGAUCUUGCAUGGAGUCUCCUACAGUCCAUGGCCGAUGACGGCAAUCUUCCUGCAAGUGAAUACUGCGAGCGCCUCGCGCUACUGCAGAAAGACUUGGACGACAUGUCUGGCAACGGAGGCGAUGCGCCACAUGAGCUCAGUGGCUUUCCCGGCGCUACACCUCACGAGCAUCGGCCGUCGUUUGAUGCUGGGCUCAAGAUGGAGCCGCAUGUGUCUCCUGAGCUCCUCCACAAAACUUCACCGGCCCCUUCUCAAACCAACCUGCAACAACACACUCCCCCAACUCUGGACGUGAACCUGGCAACCGGCGAGCGGAAUCAUGUGACAGCCUCUGUCAACCAGUUCAUCAAAAGCCUACAGGCCACAAACGGAGGGAUGACGGGAGAGAAUUCGGUACCGUGGGCCUUUGCCUGGGAAGCUGGUGAACUGCAAACAGGGUUCAAUGGACUUUGA
Messenger RNA from Lasiodiplodia theobromae, 2205 nucleotides. Its product is annotated as C6 transcription factor. Gene Ontology annotation, molecular function: DNA-binding transcription factor activity, RNA polymerase II-specific; zinc ion binding; sequence-specific DNA binding. The record is from RefSeq and is a predicted model, not a curated record. The transcript has 6 exons. Gene Ontology annotation, biological process: DNA-templated transcription; positive regulation of transcription by RNA polymerase II. Lineage: Eukaryota; Fungi; Ascomycota; Dothideomycetes; Botryosphaeriales; Botryosphaeriaceae. Bases 1 to 2205 code for a protein of 734 amino acids. Gene Ontology annotation, cellular component: nucleus.